This is a messenger RNA of Plutella xylostella (diamondback moth), 1149 nucleotides long. RefSeq lists its product as uncharacterized. Lineage: Eukaryota; Metazoa; Arthropoda; Insecta; Lepidoptera; Plutellidae. The record is from RefSeq and is a predicted model, not a curated record.
UCAAAGUAUCUAUACCGGUGUGACAUGGUGGAAGAUACGUUGAAUAUAACCUCAAAUAAUUGUAGCAAUAUGGACUUCAAUUAUUGUGACAGUGAUUCUAGUUUAAAUCUUACAGAAGUGCCGUUAACUUAAGAGUCUGAAACACAACCGACAGUAGCAAACAGUUUAUUUGCAAUAACUCAAAAUAUAACUCUAGUUAUUUGAACAUUUCAAAUAGCUGAGCAGUUAAACGAGACGUUCUUAUUGCUUUAUUUAGACUUUUAAAUAUCGAAAGUUUAAAAAUGGCACCGAUCUUUGGCUACGCAAACUAUGAUUUUGUUUCUACUGAAGCGUAUUCCAAGGAGAAUGAACCUGAUUUAACUCAGGAGGUUUCGUUGCGACACAUGGCUUUUUAUUACACCGCAUUUCUACUGUGUUUAUGUUUGGUCUGGAUCAUCGUAUUCUUUCUUCUGAGGAUCAUUGGGUUACGGCAGAAAACGCGAGAUCAGCAGCAGAGGCGGAUGUAUGUCGGGUCAAUGGCAAGGAACCCUUCACUAGGAGCUCAGACCCCGACUAUAUAUGUCAGUCCAGCCAACUUGCCACCGCCACCUAAGUAUGAAGCGAUGGCACCUCCAAGCUACGAAGAAGUGGUGGGCAUCCACUACCCCAACUACCAACCAACGGUGCAAGGCAUCGCGGCACAGCCUAUCAUCCAGCCAAUCACGACAGCCGUAGCUCAGAGUGCCAACGCCUCAUCGACCAAUAACGUUGCAGCGUCAUCCACGACCGCCAAUGAGAGUGAACCGACAACCGUUGUCACUGUCACCACCGAUGCCAGUCGGACAUCUGUAACUGUUGCUAGUGCAUAACUUAUUAAAUAACUGUUGAACAUAACUGUUAUAGUAAAUGUAAAUAUUGCUUUAGUGUCACUUUAUUGUGAUAUUUAUACAGAUACCUUUUAUGCAUUUAUGAAGACUUAAAUGACGAUGUGGACGACAACUUUUAAUACCUAUGAAAACUGUUAGUAAAAGAUACUCCAUUUAUCGAUAUCUGGCAGUUGGUCUUACACGAAAUUCACAUCAUAAUGAGGCAAUCAAUUCAGCCAAUAGAAGAGUUACAGUGGCUAUAUACUGAAACAAAUUGCAUAGAACCAGAAGUUAUAAAUACAGU